ACUCCAGCCCGGGCCUCGCCUCCAUCCAAUGGGCGACGAGGAGCUGCCGGGAACAGGGGGAGAGCCCGGACGACGCUCCCAGCUCAGUGCCUCCGAGGGCUUCCCCGCAAUAGGCGCCGGUUGCCGACAGGCCGAGAGGAGCAACGGAGGAGGACGAAGCAGGAUCAGAAGGAGGACGGGAAGGAACAAUAGAGAAUAGAGGAGAGCGCCCUUUGCUGCAGUUGAGAGCAACAGCUGGACUCAAAGCAGGGCGAGGAGGGAGAGGUUCAGGAGGAGAGGAAGGGAUGCAGUGAGAAGGCAGUGAGGGACAAGGACAGUGCUUGGAGGGGGAGAGGAGGCGAAGAGGGAGGCACUUUCCCUCAAGAAUUGGGUGGAAUCCAGUGAGGGACGAGGACAGUGUUGGGAGGGGAAGAGGAAGGGAUUUCCCCCCAAAAUUGGGGAGAAUCCAGUGAGAAGGCAGUGAGUGGCAAAGACAGUGUUUGGAGGGGAAGAAGAAGCGAAGAGGAAGGGAUUUCCCCCCAAAAUUGGGGAGAACACAGUGAGGGACAAGGAGAGUGCUUGGAGGGGGAGAGGGGGCACUUUGGAAGCGGAGGAGGAGGAGGAGGAGGAGGAGGAAAAGAGCAGAGAAGGAGGAGGUCCAGGCUCCCGGGGUGGGUGGGAGCCGGAGGAGGGGAGGGGAAGGGACUUUCCCCCGAAGAAUUGCGGGGAAGGGAAGGCGAGUACAAAGCCAGCGGCUUGGCGGGGAAGGGCCACUUCGGCGCCGGCUGUGACUCCACGGCCACCUCCACCGCAAUUGUGGCGGGAACAGCAGCAGCCGCCGCCGUCGCCGCGUCUUUCUCCUUCCCUUCCCUCCGCGCGCUCUUCCCCUCUUCCUCCUCUUCCUCCUCCUCCUCCUCCUCCUCCCCUUCGUCCUUCUUCUGCUCCGACCCGCCGGCCAGGAUGAUGAUGAUGUCCCUCAACAGCAAGCAGCCCUUCGGCAUGGGCAGCGGGGGCCUCCACGAAGGCAAAUACUCGGCCCUCCACUCCGCCUCGCCUUGCACCUCCGCCGCCGCCGCGCCCUCGGCCAGUUCGCCCAGCAUCACCAGCGCCGGCGGGGGACGGGGCAGCGCCCCCAGCAGCAGCAGCGGCAGCACCAGUAGCACCAGCAGCACCAGCAGCUCCUCCGCCAGCAACGGCGGCGGCUCCGAGGCCAUGCGCCGCGCCUGCCUGCCCACCCCGCCGAGCAACAUCUUCGGCGGGCUGGACGAGAGCCUGCUGGCGCGGGCGGAGGCGCUGGCGGCGGUGGACAUCGUGUCUCCGGGCAAGAACCACCCGCACCACCACCACCACCCGCACGCGCACCCGCACCCGCCGCCGCCCCACCACAGCCCCUUCAAGCCCGACGCCACCUACCACACCAUGAACACCAUCCCGUGCCCCUCGGCCGCCGCCUCUUCCUCCUCCUCCUCGGCCUCCUCGGCGGUGCCCAUCUCGCACCCCUCGGCCCACCACCACCAUCACCACCACCACCAUCACCACCAGCAGCAGCCGCACCAGGCGCUGGAGGGGGGCGAGCUGCUGGAGCACCUGACGCCGGGGCUGGCGCUGGGGGCCAUGACGGGGCCCGACGGGUCGGUGGUCUCCACGGCGGGCCACGCGGGGCCGCCCCCUCCGCACAUGACGGGCAUGAACCCCAUGCACCAGGCGGCGCUGAGCAUGGCCCACGCGCACGGCUUGCCGGCCCACAUGGGCUGCAUGAGCGACGUGGACGCGGACCCGCGGGAUCUGGAGGCCUUCGCCGAGCGCUUCAAGCAGCGGCGCAUCAAGCUGGGCGUGACCCAGGCCGACGUGGGCUCGGCUCUGGCCAACCUCAAGAUCCCCGGCGUGGGCUCCUUGAGCCAGAGCACCAUCUGCCGCUUCGAGUCGCUCACGCUGUCGCACAACAACAUGAUCGCGCUCAAGCCCAUCCUGCAGGCCUGGCUGGAGGAGGCCGAGAAGUCCCACCGGGAGAAGCUGACCAAGCCGGAGCUCUUCAACGGGGGCGAGAAGAAGCGGAAGCGCACCUCCAUCGCCGCGCCGGAGAAGCGCUCCCUCGAGGCCUACUUCGCCAUCCAGCCGCGGCCUUCCUCGGAGAAGAUCGCCGCCAUCGCCGAGAAGCUGGACCUCAAGAAGAACGUGGUCCGGGUCUGGUUCUGCAACCAGAGACAGAAACAGAAGCGCAUGAAAUACUCCGCCGGGAUUUAGGCAGAGCUGAGCUUCUUCAUCGUCCCGAGCGCCAUCCCUUCCCGAGAAGACUCCUUUUUGUAAACACAGACGUCACCUUCCACUUCCCAGGGAAAGAGACAGAGAGAGAGUUGAGAGGAAGUUGGCAGCAGAACAACCCA
Anolis carolinensis (green anole) is the source of this 2363-nucleotide messenger RNA. It is a transcript of the gene pou4f2, whose product is annotated as POU class 4 homeobox 2. Gene Ontology annotation, molecular function: DNA-binding transcription factor activity, RNA polymerase II-specific; RNA polymerase II cis-regulatory region sequence-specific DNA binding. NCBI's taxonomy places the organism in Eukaryota, Metazoa, Chordata, Lepidosauria, Squamata, Anolidae. Gene Ontology annotation, biological process: regulation of transcription by RNA polymerase II. The record is from RefSeq and is a predicted model, not a curated record. The coding region runs from base 940 to 2223 and encodes 427 amino acids. The transcript is spliced from 2 exons.